UUCUUUUCCACAAGUUGUUAGUUCUUUAGCUUGAUCGUUACUUCAUUUUUUUGCUUCUCUUUGUUUUUCUAAUACUUUUGUUUAUUGUUUUAUCAACUAAUCAACAUCGGUGAUUGUCAAUAUUAUUUUUAAUUGAUUUUUCUUUCGAAUGUGUUGGUGAGAUUUAAGUUUAAUUCUAAUUUAAAAAAGGUAUGUAUAUACCUAUGGAUGAAGAUGAUGAGACCUCUCUCAGGGGUUGUUGUCUCUGGUGUCGGCAAAGAUUUUUCACCAAGGAAAAGAUGAAACGUCGAUUCGCCAUUUUUACUUGGCUAUUGUCUUAUUCAUUGGCUGAUUUUCGGGGUGAUAUGAUUGCUGGUUUAUCGGUUGCUUUCACUAUUAUUCCACAAGGUUUAGCUCUUGCUAUUUUGGCUGGUUUACCUGCACAGUAUGGAUUGUAUACUAGUUUUAUUGGUUGUUUUGUUUAUGCCAUUUUUGGUACUGUUAAGGAUGUCGCCUUUGGACCAACUUCUAUUCUUGCCAUUUUAAUUGCUCCCUUUGUUGUUAUGGGUGGAUCAACUUACGCCGUUCUCCUUUCUUUUUAUACUGGUCUUCUCAUGUUUAUCUUGGGUAUACUUAAUUUGGGUUUUGUGGUUGAUUUUGUCUCAUUUCCGGUUCUCUCUUCGUUUUCUACUGCUGCUGCGAUAACAAUUGCCUUUUCUCAGAUGAAAAGUUUCUUUGGUAUUCAUUACAGUGCUGUUCGUUUUCUUCCGACUAUUUCUGGUCUUUUUACUCAUAUAAAUCAGAUUAACUUGUGGGAUACCUUUUUGGGAAUUUGUUGUCUUGCUUUUCUCAUUCCAUUGCAACAUUUUCGAACCUCUUCUUUUUUCUUCUUUGAGUCUCGAACUUCACCACCAUCAACGGGUCUUCGUGUGAUCGCCAAAAUUUGCAAUCUUUUAGUAACAGCUCGUAAUGCAGUUGUGGUUAUAAUCUGUGGGCUAAUUGCCGCUCAUACCAAUGUUUUCACUAUUAAUACUGAUAUUAAGGUUGGAUUACCGCCGAUGCAAUUGCCAAGUUUUAGUUAUGGUUUUAAUGAAACUUAUCGUUCACCAACUCAAGUUAUUGGUGAUUUAGCACCAGGAAUUGUUGUCAUGGCUUUGGUUGCACUUUUGGAAACUGUUGCUGUGGCCAAAGCAUUUAUGCCUGAUAAGAAGUUAGAUGCUACUCAAGAAUUAAUCGCUCUUGGUAUUGGUAAUGUUUUGGGAAGUUUUUUCUCUGCUUUUCCAGCAACGGGUAGUUUUUCCCGAUCAGCAGUAAAUCAUAAUAGUGGUGUUCGAACACCACUCGGUGGAAUUGUAACUGGUUCACUUGUAAUACUCGCAUUGGGCACUUUAGCUCCAUUCUUCAAAUUUAUUCCCAAACCAGCACUUGCUUCAAUCAUCAUAGCAGCAGUUUUACCAAUGAUUAAGUUCAGUGAUAUAAUCGUUAUAUGGAGAGCAAACAGAAUCGAUGUUGUCCCUUAUUUCAUCACCUUUUUCUCGUGCCUUUUCAUUGGCCUUGAAUAUGGAAUCUUUUUAGGUGUAACAUUCUCACUUCUAGUUCUUCUCUAUCUAAUGGCCAGACCAAGGAUCAGUAUUAUGGCUCGAAAAACACCAAUCGGUGAUCAUUUUCUUUACGUUAAACCAGAUCGAAGUGUCCUUUUCCCCUCAGUUGAAUACAUGAAGGUCAAAAUUAACAAGGCAAUAAUUUCCUAUGGUUGUCAAUCUCUUUACCUCGCAAUCGUCAUCGACGGUGAGCAUAUGUUCAGAGCUGAUUCAACUUUUGCAAUGUCUGUUCGUCAUAUGGUUGAACAUUAUCGCGAAUCAGGUUAUAUAACCAUUUUUUAUAACCUUCGAAAAGCUCCACUUCGAGCCUUGGAUGCAGUUUUCAUGGAUUCAGAGGAUUUUAUUAAUUGUGAAAAUGAAGAUAAUGUUUACCAAUCAAUUAGAACAACAAUCGUUAAAGCUGGACUUUCAUGUCCAGCCGAUGAAAGAGAUGGUCAUCCAUUGAAACGAAGAAAAUCAAGCCAUUGGUUAACCUCAUCAGUUGAAUACUAAUUAAUUAACCUGUUGAAGCCAUUCCAAUAAUCAGAUCUAAAAGAUAAAAUUAACUAAUCAACAGUAUUUUUGACCAUCUAAUAUUUUGUUUUAUUCCAUAAGAAAUGACCACUGAUAUUUAUUUUUUUUUGUCUUUCAUGUUGAACAUUGUCGCAAACACCAUUUCAUCAGUUAAUCAUUAAUCAAUUGUCCUUAUAAAUAUCUUUUUUUAUACAAAUUUGUUUAACAAUUAAGUUUCUUUUUCCACUUUAACUAUUGAAUUUAUAUCUAAAGCAAUAAAAUAAAUCAACUGUUUGUUUGCUAAUUGAAACGAAAACAAUCAAAC
This is a messenger RNA of Panonychus citri (citrus red mite), 2397 nucleotides long. RefSeq names its product sodium-independent sulfate anion transporter-like. Lineage: Eukaryota; Metazoa; Arthropoda; Arachnida; Trombidiformes; Tetranychidae. The transcript is spliced from 2 exons. Gene Ontology annotation, cellular component: membrane. Gene Ontology annotation, molecular function: secondary active sulfate transmembrane transporter activity. The record is from RefSeq and is a predicted model, not a curated record. Gene Ontology annotation, biological process: transmembrane transport. The coding region runs from base 192 to 2072 and encodes 626 amino acids.